Molecule: messenger RNA, 2836 nt
Organism: Galeopterus variegatus (Sunda flying lemur)
Lineage: Eukaryota; Metazoa; Chordata; Mammalia; Dermoptera; Cynocephalidae
Gene: POMK
Product: protein-O-mannose kinase
Exons: 1
Coding region: 466-1518 (350 amino acids)
Biological process (GO): protein phosphorylation; carbohydrate phosphorylation; protein O-linked glycosylation
Cellular component (GO): endoplasmic reticulum membrane
Molecular function (GO): carbohydrate kinase activity; protein kinase activity; ATP binding
Source: RefSeq, a predicted model, not a curated record
GCCGAACUCCCUGAGAUGACGGAGGGAAUGGGCCGGAGAGAAGGAUGUGACCUGGAAUCUUUAUGAGAAAGGGGAAGUAUUAUUUCGAGUUGUCCAUCGUACAUACAAAUGGAGACGUCAAGGAAGCAAGCCUUGAGUUCCGAGGAGAGGCUGGGAUUGGAGCUGUCAGCAGGUGGAGAUGGAAAGUCGUGAGUCUGGUAAAAUAGGCGCAAGAUCAGCAGCUGAGAGUGAAGGUGGGAGAAGAGGUGAUACACGUUUGAAGAGAGGGGGUGACCUAGUCCAGCCAGCCGUGGCCACGUGGAGCAGACCUGUCAGAGUGUUUUCGGACCAGUCCCCGGUGUCCACCAGCACACUCACUGACCCUGGUAUCUGGGUGGAGACCUGAGCUGGGAGGAAGAAGGAACACACUCCUGAAAGUUGACCCUCACGUCGUGCUUGUCUCUGGAAAUCGUGGAGGAUAGCAACAUGGAAAAGAAGCCCCAGGAGAGCAGGCAGGAUCUCGGCCGUAGGGAGGGCCCCCCCGCGGCCAGGCUGCUGCUCGCGGUGGCUCUCACCAACGCGCUCCUCUACCUUUGCCUUGAUCGGUUCUUCAUUUCCCCGCGACAGCCUCCUGUGGAUCCCAGGCACUGUCCCCAUGGCCACUUCAGAAUGGGACAUAUGGAAACCUGCUCCCCGUGGCUGUCCUGUGAGGCGCUGAGAGCAGAAGUGAGGCCGCUGAAGCGCGUCGGGGAAGGAGCCGUGAAGAGGGUCUUUCUGUCUGAGUGGAAGGAACGCAAGGUUGCUCUCUCACGGCUCACCAGUCUGGAGAUGAAAGAUGAUUUCCUUCAUGGACUGCAGAUGCUGAAAUCUCUGCAAAGCAAAUAUGUUGUCACGCUGCUUGGCUACUGUGAGGACGACAACACUAUUCUUACUGAAUAUCACCCCUUAGGUUCCUUGAGCAACCUGGAAGAAGCUCUAAACCUUUCAAAGUACCGACAUAUGAACACGUGGCAGCACAGGCUACAGCUGGCCAUUGGCUACGUCGGCAUCAUUAACUACCUGCACCACAGCCCGCUGGGCACACUGGUCAUGUGUGACUCCAACGACCUGCCCAAGACACUGUCUCAGUACCUGCUGACGAGCAACUUCAGCAUCGUGGCCAACGACUUGGACGCCUUGCCGGUGGUGAAUCACAGCUCCAAGGCGUUUGUGAAGUGCGGCCACAGGGAGCUGCGUGGAGAUUUUGUGGCUCCAGAGCAGUUGUGGCCCCAUGGAGAGGACAGGCCUUUUCAUGAUGACAUCAUGCCCUCGUAUGACGAGAAGGUUGACAUCUGGAAGAUUCCAGAUGUCUCCAGUUUCCUUUUGGGGCACGUAGAAGGGAGUGAUAUGGUCCGAUUCCAUUUGUUUGAUAUUCACAAGGCAUGUAAGAGCCAGACUCCUGCAGAAAGACCCACUGCUCAGGAUAUCCUGGACACUUACCAAAAGGUUUUGAAUUCACUCCAAGAUACUGUGAUGUCUCAGACAAGAGAAAUGCUAUAAAAAAGUCCUAUUGUUGAAGGAUGGGAUUUAAGCAUCCCUACUCUGAUGGAGUUUUUUGCUUGAGUUCCGUGUUUCAUUGCUUCUUGCUGUUUAGCCAUGUGGAUCUUUCUCUCCAUCCUCGUGCACAUUCGAGUGUGUUCUGCUCUCCUGACAACCUGAGUGGGAGUUGCUCUGCAAGAGCAAACCCAGCCUGAUUGAAAUCUUGCUUUGCCAUCUUACCGCCGAUGGCUUCCUGGUGAAGAUGCAGAGGAGCAGUGAAUCUAACCAGGAUUCUAAGGAAGUAACAAAAAUGUAGCCACAAAGAGGCUUCACCUACCUAAUGACUGAAUGUAUAAGCUUGUAAAAAAAUGUAUAUAGAGAUUUUUAAAUGGCAGUAUAUGAAAGAAACAUACAGUAGUUCUUCAAAGAACAUUAUUUUCCCUGAUUUUUAAAAUGGUACUGAACAUACAGGGUCUCCAGAGUAUUUGUCUUUGACCUGGUAGUAGUGGGGUCAUCUUUACUGUUUCAAAUGAUUGUUCUAUGAAGCUCCUGUGCCAUCCUCUUUCCAGGGAGCUAAAGGGUAACUAUGAUAGCAUGCUCUUUGAAAUUUUGAAUGGAUAGGAAUACUUAGAACAGCAAAUUUUAGGGAAAUUAUAUCUAUGUUACUGACUUCGAUGGUGCCUGUGAAAUUCCUGUUUACCUUCCAGCUGGGUUUUCUGUGCCCAAAAUUAAUUGUGGACAUUUUACAUCAAUGGUAAUCACUCAUUACAGGAAAGUGUGAAGUCCUUCUACUUGAGUUUGCAUGAUUGGCUCUUUCUAAAAUCCUUUCCUGUGGCAUUCUCAUCUCAUUUGUAGGGGUGAUGGGUUUGCUGCAUAUUAUCACUAAUACGGGGGUUCGUGCUGAUGUUCAGAGGCAAAGCUGCUUUGUAGUGGACUCUGCCAUUCCCUGAACUUGAGCAGCAUCAGCAUCACCUGGAAACACAGAGAGCUGGGUCUGGUCUAGAAUUUGCCUUUCCAGCUGGUUCCCAGGUGAUGCUGAUGCUGCAGCUCUAGGGACCACAUUUCAAGAACCACUGCCCUUAACUGUAAAGGAGGGCCACACAGGCAGUAGGAAUAGGGCAGUAUUAUUAGUAUUAUCCCCUUUUAUACCGCCUGUGAUUGAUUGGGUCCUGUAGUUGGUUAGAGAAUAUGCUUGCCCAGAUUAUUUUAACUGUUACUGUGAUGCUAACAGGGCACUCCCUUCACAUUGGGUUUACUUUGCUAUAAAAACUCCACCAUAACCCAUUAAGACGGCUGUGAUCAAACUAAUAAUAAUAAUAAAAAGGACGGAUGAUAACAA